AUGUUUUCGUUCGAUGGAGUAAAGUUGAAAAUGUCCUUGACAAAAAAUCAAUACGCGCGAUCCAAUGUUAACUCCAUCACGACUGAUGUCAUCUACCCAGUAGUAAACUUUACACACUUUACAGUAUUUUUCAAUCUCCGACUUAGCUGUGGAAUAUUUUUUCCUCAUUAUAGUUUUAAUCUAUCGCUCUUUUUAUUUCACAAAAACCAUAAAAUGUCACUGAAAGCUUACGAAGACGCCUGCUUAAGAGCGGAACUGUUCGGUCAGCCUUUACCGGACAAAGAUGAAUUUAUCAGGAAAAAUAAACAUUUAGAUAUUGUUGAAUUCGAAGAAGUGGAAAUAAAAACUGCUGAGAAUACGGCUAUGCUUCAUGAUCAAAUGAAGGAAGGCACGACUGGUCUCACGGAACUCAACACUAUCCUAGAUUCAACUCAAACGAAAAUAAACCGACUAAAAGGCGUUUGCGGUAGCAUCACGAAUUUCUUCCGAGUCAAAUUGAAUUCCAAAGAUAAUAUUUCGUAUUCUAGCGACCCCAGUUACGUAGGUCAAACGAAUUUCCAAAGAGACUACGUGCCGGUUUCGAACCGAAUCGACUCUGUGAACGCAGGGCUUGGCCCCGACGAUACAGAAAUGUCAGGAAGCGCGCGAAAUGAAAAACAUGGCGGUCAACAAAAUGGCGGCGACAUCAAUACGGCUCUGAAACAUUUAGAUGAGAUGCAACAAGCCGAUAAGAAUGUCAGCAAAGCGAUGAUUUGUGAUAUUAGUAAACAAGUUGAUACACAAAUGAGUAAAUUAGAUCAGAUGAUUUGCCAAGCGGAUCGCGCUCAGAAUUCCUUGCAGCGACAAAAUAAGCAGUUGAGGUCUUUCUUGCGAUAGUAGUAAAGACUGUUCCUGUUUAUGUGCUCAAAAUUUAUUGUUAAAAUUAAUGUUAUGGUUAUUGGCUUUUUGUAAUCCCCAUAGCUAAUAAAGCUACUGUGCGUAAUCACUUACGUGGGUAUAUGUAGAUUUGGAUAUGAAUUUUUUUCGUGAAUUGAUAAAUUUGGACCUUUUCAUAUUGCUUAAAAUUAUACAUAGGUAAUACGACAUCCCAGACAUUAAUAUAACAAGGAUGAUGGGUUGCAUUGAAAUUAUAAAAUAAUUGGUAAAGCGUCUGCAUUGAGUAGCAACAAUGAUAUUUUUUAGCCACAAAAAAAAGGUUAAAUAUCAAUAUAUUUUAAAUUUUAAAUAUAAUUUAUGCGUGAUAACUUUUUUUUGUGGUUAACAAAAAAAUGACAUUACUGUUAGUGUAAAAAGAAUAAUAUAAAUUUUAUAUAUGUAUGCAAUUACUCUGGAUGUUUUCGUGGUUUUGUUUACUGAUUGGCUUCAUUCGUAAUAAAAUUACGAACUGAAUUUAAAAUUGCAUAGAAAAUUCAAUAAAAUAUCGUUUUGGGAAUUACAUUUCUUGGUGCUAUAAAAUUAUGUAUUAUAUUAAGCCAUUGUUUUGUUUAUUUUCAUUGCUUAGGUGAGUGAACGGGUUCACGAACCUUUCGGCUUUAAGUGGUUACCGGAGCUCAUAGAUAACCUAACUUAAAUGCCGCAACUUUGAGACGCAAGCUCUGAGUCGUACCUUUCAAACCCGAACGUAUGACUUCUCUACUUAAAUUUGUAUGGAGUUGCAACGAUUGCCGCUAGGGGCGCUGUUCCAACUGCAUACAAAUUAGAGUUAACUUUUACGUUAUCGAGAACGUAAAAAAACGUACAAACAUAAAGAAGUAAUGCGUUCGAGUGGUGUGACAUAGACGUGGACAGAGCGGUGGUGUCUACAUAUGCGGGAGCAAAAGUAUCUCUACCACCAAUUUCCGCGUGUGCGUAUCACGUAGUUUUUUAAUUGAAAGAAAAAUCGGACAUUGUGUUAGCUAUUGUACCGUGUGUACUCGUGAAAAAGCAAUCUUCUAUCCGAGUCUGUAAUGAAUAUACAUAUUACAUUUUUAUGAACAUUUAGUUCAAUAAUUAAAAUAUGGUGUCAAAAAAAAAACACGCUGAUACAGUAAGCUUAACUAUUUUUUUUAUCUAUCCCUAAAAUAUUAACCUAAUGACCAAGGUAUUAUUAGGUCGAUAAUAUUAUAAUAAAAUUAUUAUCGGUCAUCCGAUUUCGAUAGUUGGGUAAAGUUUCAACUUGUACGCUCGUCUUGAAGGUGCUGAAAAUUACGUUGAAUGUUUUCGUUAUAUAGAUAGAUAUAUGCAGGUCGAAUAAUAAAAAAAAAUACGUGAUUAAAAGUCACAAAACAAAUCUUCCAAACUCAUAAAGACAAAACGAACGAUAAAACGCUUAAGAACGCCUGUUUAUUUUUAAAAAUCGUGAUCUGCAAAUGCGUCGCGAUACGCAAUAAAAAUGAAAUGUAUGAAAAGAACAAACGGAAAUAAAGCUGUGAAUAUUC
Messenger RNA from Bombyx mandarina (wild silkworm), 2417 nucleotides. RefSeq lists its product as uncharacterized. Lineage: Eukaryota; Metazoa; Arthropoda; Insecta; Lepidoptera; Bombycidae. The record is from RefSeq and is a predicted model, not a curated record.